Molecule: messenger RNA, 1033 nt
Organism: Mercenaria mercenaria
Lineage: Eukaryota; Metazoa; Mollusca; Bivalvia; Venerida; Veneridae
Exons: 2
Coding region: 75-962 (295 amino acids)
Molecular function (GO): protein binding
Source: RefSeq, a predicted model, not a curated record
CUCUCUAUUAAUAAUCACCAUCUAAUAGUAGUUUUGAAGACACGUUGUAUUGUGUCAUAAUUUCUACUGGAAAUAUGCUAAAAACGUUUUGUAUCAUUCUUUCUUUUCGUUUUCUCGUCGCCAGUGAUUAUGGAACAAGCGCAGACCUUCUACAGAGUAUUUCCAAACGCUUGGACAACCUAGAAUCAAAGCUCCGGCAGCAAGCAUACAAUAAUGCCGAUCUACGAAAGACUGUGACAGACGUUCAAGAGGAGAACCAACAACUUAAAAACCAGAUCAAUGUUCUUCAGGCACGCGACCAAGCACAUGAGAACGAAAUAGACGAUCUCCAAAAGCAAGUGAAAGUAUUGGUUGCACGUGACCAGGAACGCAGUAACGAAAUAAAAGAACUCCUCACUUAUACCACACAGCUUACAAGGAAAGAUGGACCUGCGAUUCAAAAGGAUGAUAACAAAGAUGACAUCAAACAACUGGAAAAACAGAUUACAGAACGUAGUUCUAGGCAAAGUGUGAGGCACAUAUACCGACGAGAAAAUGAAUUGAAUGUUGCUUUCUUCUCUGCUCUGGGUAACCAUCUACAUCAUCUCGGUGCCAGUCAAAAUGUCGUAUUCGACCGUGUCAUAACCAACUUGGGCAAUGCUUACAACAACCACGCAGGGGACUUCAGAGCACCUGUUGCCGGAACUUACGUGUUUUCCGUCACGCUAAUGGCCUAUUCAACACAUACCACACAUUACAAUCUUGUUCAAAACGGCACAACUGUGGCCAAUAUUUAUGUCCGUGGUUUAGAAUCGCCAUACGCAAGUUCAAGUAUGACAGCAGUUCUUCAACUGAAGCAAGGGGAGGAUGUCGCCAUCAGGAACGUUGACACAGAUCAGUCUCUGCAUGGUUCUUAUUACAGCACAUUUUCUGGUUUUCUUCUAAAUCAAGAUUAUUCGAGUUCUGCUAUAGUUGGGAAAUAAACAUUACUGCAUUUACGAAAACCAAAGUUUUAAUACAAUAUUCUGUUGCAAUAAUAAAAUGUAUCUAUUUA